Didymodactylos carnosus is the source of this 699-nucleotide messenger RNA. Lineage: Eukaryota; Metazoa; Rotifera; Eurotatoria; Philodinida; Philodinidae. The record is from the annotation of a GenBank genome assembly.
AUGAGAAUUCAAAGUAUAAGAGGUAAUCUAUAUAAUAUUUCACAAAAUAAUCAAUGGUGUACAAUUAUUGCCUAUUUUUGUUUUUCAUUUAUAUCUGUAAUUUAUUAUACUUACUGUUUACAAGCAUUUUAUCGUCUUAUUCGUGUAGUAUUUUAUAAAAAAAAAUUUUUAAAAUCUUAUUCUAUUUAUGUUUUUCUCUGUAUUUUAACAUGGUUAAUAGGAUUUCUUGUCAUAUUACCAUUGUUAACAUUAAAUACAAUUGAAUAUUUACCUAAUGAUUAUUAUUGUCAUUUACCAUUUCACAAUUUUCCAGUUAUUACCUACGGUUUCUUAAUUAUUUACAUUUUACCUAUUUGUCUUGUUAGUAUCAUUUAUAGAUGGAUUGUUGUCUCUGUUAGACGACCAUUAUUAAAUAAACCAAUUAUUCGUUUACAAAAUAUGCGUGAUUUUAAAAUAGUUAAAAAAAUUUAUUUAAAUAUUUCUAGUGUAAUAUUAUCAGCAUUUAUUGGUCUUAUAUUUUUAAUUAUUUCAUGGUUAACGGGACAUUUAAAUUCAAUGACAUACUGUUUAGGUUGGUUAUGUGCAUCAUUUUCAUUUUUAUUUCAAAGUUUAAUAGUUAUUUAUUCAACACCACAACUUGAAAAUAUAUGUAAACAAUUUAUGACAAGAAAUUUUUACACUUUACCUAAUACGACAUAA